CCCGUCCACACUUACCCACCCCUGCCAUGGAGAAGGAAGCGUCAGCUCCGCCGUCCCCCCUGAAAGGCGGGCGCCCUCCGGCAGAUCUUUCUAUUUGAGAAUCCCAAAGUGCAUUAUAAGUCCGAUUUCAGAGUGGUAGCCGUGUUAGUCUGUAUCAGCAAAAACAACAAGGAGUCCAUUGUUUUUUCAAGUCAGAGUGGACUUGCUCCUGUGAGGAUGGAAGGAAAUAUUAUGCCAGGGAGUUCAGCAGGUGAAAUCACAUUCAAAUAUGGAAGUAGGAAAGCUUCCAAAAAGCAAGAAAAUGGAGUUGUUGAGAAAAAUCCCAAGAACCCUGGAAAAGAGAAGACAAGCUCAAUUGUUAGUGUUACAAAAAUGCAAAAUAUGGGUGUCUUACUAGCCGAUGCACUGGAGAAAAUCAGCCAUAAAUUUCCUGCAGCAGCAGCACAAGUGGCUCAUCAAAAGCCACGACCAGCCCUGGAGAAGAGUAUAUGGCCCAAAAGAAUUUACAUCAUCCAACAACCUCGGAAAUGUUAAGAUAUAAAGCAAAAUAGUCAUGUCUGCUUGACAGUGAGCUCGUCUAACCACAGUCCGCUAUUAAAUGCUAUUUGCAAAAGGACCAAAACAUAGGGAAAUAGUUGCUGGCUGAACUGUAUUGUAUUUUUCUUCCAUUUCUGGCAAUAAAACACUUCAUAAGUAUACUAAA
Chelonia mydas (Green sea turtle) is the source of this 703-nucleotide messenger RNA. RefSeq names its product death associated protein like 1 (gene DAPL1). Lineage: Eukaryota; Metazoa; Chordata; Testudines; Cheloniidae. Gene Ontology annotation, molecular function: death domain binding. The coding region runs from base 217 to 534 and encodes 105 amino acids. The record is from RefSeq and is a predicted model, not a curated record. The transcript is spliced from 6 exons. Gene Ontology annotation, biological process: negative regulation of autophagy; cellular response to amino acid starvation; apoptotic signaling pathway.